CUUCAAGUUGUGCUGUUCUUAGAAACGUGCAUGGUUUCAUGCUAAGUAUUGAGCAUUUAGUUUGUUGUUUUUAGUGAAUUUCAAUUAUGUAACGAGUGUUAAUUUCCUCAGUUUGUGUAACUAAAUAAUGACUGAAAAAUUCAAGAUUAAAACCUGUUUAAAUAAUCCAAUAUGAUUGAAACAUGUCAGAGGUUAUCAGAGUUAACGAAACUCUUGAGAAUAAGUCCUUGGAGGCAUGGUCGAUAUAAACAAUUAAAAAUUUAUGGUAUAAAAGUUUGUGAUUGUUCAGAUAUCUAUACUCGUUGUCUUGUAUAUAAUAACAACAAUAAUAAUAAACAUUUAAAUACUUUUACAAAUGAUGCAUUGAAAAGAACGAAAGAUAUUUGUAUCAACUCAAGUGGAGUUGGAUGGCAUUCAAAAUGUCUUUCACCUCAGGAAGUAAUAAUUGUCAAGCAGAUAAGACACUUGAAUAUUGCUGCAAAAAUUGUCAACAAUUUUCCAUCACGUGUACAGCCAUAUAUGAAGCUUAUGAGAAUAGAUAGACCAAUAGGAUCUUGGUUAUUGUUUUGGCCAUGUAGCUGGAGUAUAGCUAUGGCAGCUACUCCAGGGGCAUUACCAGAUAUUCAUAUGUUGGCUCUUUUUGGACUAGGUGCAUUUGUGAUGAGAGGGGCUGGAUGUACAAUCAAUGAUAUGUGGGAUCAAGACAUUGACAAGAAGGUAGCGAGAACAAGAGAUAGGCCUUUAGUGGCUGGUCAAGUGACAAAUUUUCAAGCACUGAUGUUCCUUGGAGGACAAUUAAGUGUUGGACUUGCUAUUUUGCUUCAACUUAAUUGGUAUAGUGUUUUUCUUGGUGCUAGUUCACUAGGAUUAGUAAUUCUUUACCCAUUAAUGAAGCGAAUAACAUACUGGCCUCAAUUAGUUUUGGGAAUGACUUUUAAUUGGGGAGCUUUGCUUGGAUGGUCAGCAAUACAUGGUUCAUGUGAUUGGUCUAUUUGCUUGCCAUUAUAUACUGCUGGAAUAUGUUGGACUAUUUUAUAUGAUACCAUUUACGCACAUCAGGACAAAGUUGAUGACUUAAGAUUAGGGAUAAAGUCAACAGCAUUAAAAUUUGGUGAUAGAACUAAUUUAUAUUUAUCAGGAUUUGGAACUUCUAUGAUAACUAGUUUAAUAAUAGCUGGUGUACAAUCUGGUCAAACUUGGCCGUAUUAUACGGCUGUAACUCUCGUUGCUGGUCAUCUUGCUGAGCAAAUUAGUACAUUAAAGAUUAAUGAUCCAACUGAUUGCGCUGAAAAAUUUAUAUCUAAUAGUAUAGUAGGGUUUAUUUUAUUUACCGGUAUAGUAUUAGGAAAUUUGUUAAAGAGUUCAAACCAGAGUUCUCAGGAGGAGUGUGCCAUUGAAGGACAACCAAUAAUGCCGUUAUGAUAAUAAAUUAAAGUUGGAGUUGCUUUUCAUUAUUGAUAAGUAAACCAAAGAAUAUACCAUUACCGAUAAAUAAAUAA
This is a messenger RNA of Chelonus insularis, 1499 nucleotides long. It is a transcript of the gene Coq2, whose product is annotated as ubiquinone biosynthesis protein COQ2, mitochondrial. The record is from RefSeq and is a predicted model, not a curated record. Gene Ontology annotation, cellular component: mitochondrial inner membrane. Bases 172 to 1422 code for a protein of 416 amino acids. NCBI's taxonomy places the organism in Eukaryota, Metazoa, Arthropoda, Insecta, Hymenoptera, Braconidae. The transcript is spliced from 6 exons. Gene Ontology annotation, biological process: ubiquinone biosynthetic process.